This is a messenger RNA of Juglans microcarpa x Juglans regia, 1206 nucleotides long. RefSeq lists its product as uncharacterized. The record is from RefSeq and is a predicted model, not a curated record. Lineage: Eukaryota; Viridiplantae; Streptophyta; Magnoliopsida; Fagales; Juglandaceae.
UGAUUUCCAAAGCAAACAUUUUUAUGGCCAGCAGAGGGUCUUUCUGGGUUUCAAGCCUAGCGGAUAAGAAACAACAAAAAAAGGAAGCAGGGGAUAUCUUUCAGUUUCAGAGUGGGGCUGGCAAUGGCAGCAUUUUCUUCUUGCUGUGUAAAACCUCCUCCUCCGACCAUACGCCCAAAUAGACUCCCCUGCCCACGGUGCUCCUCCAGAACACCGGAUAACAAGAAAGCUGCCGCAUCCGGAACCGGAACUCCUCAGAUUUUGAAAGUCGUGGUGAGCGGCGCCACAGAGCUUUUGAGACUCUUCUCUUCCUCCUCCUCCACCUACAACAAAAAUAGAGUGAGUGAUGAAAAGAGGGAGGAGAUUUUAGUAUCUGGUGUUGAUGAUGUGGUGAAGAUCCUCCAAUCUGAUUAUGAGAAUUCCUACUUCGUAACAGGGGCUUUUACUUCUGCAAUAUAUGCUGAAGAUUGUAUCUUUGAAGAUCCAACGAUUAGAUUUGAAGGUACGGAGUUAUAUUCACGAAACUUAAAAUUGCUUGUUCCUUUCUUUGACCAUCCAUCAAUUGGAUUGCAAAAGAUCGAGAAGGGUAUGAAUUCCAAAACUGAUUUUGUGCUGGCAACGUGGAAGCUAAGGACUUACCUGAAACUUCCAUGGAAGCUGAUUUGCAUUGAUGGAAGUACAGUCUAUGAGUUAAAUGGCGACUUCAAUAUUGUUAGGCAUGCUGAGAGUUGGAAUGUUUCUGCACUCGAAGCAAUUGGCCAGAUAUUCACCCCUAGUUUUGGAAGGUCCAGUGCUUGAAUGUUCAAGGCUUAAUAAAUGUGAAGGAGUCAAAGAUUCAGACGAUACUGCCUCAGCAGUAGCUUCUUAUUAGAAUUUUCUUGGAAAUUACACAGUUUCUGUGGGUGUUUCAGAACUAUCAAAACAUAACCAUUGGGGAAAACAUACAACACGGCUCUAGGGUUAGGUUCAGGGUGGAGGUGCAUCUAAUUUGAUAACACUAAUACUUCUAUCUGUGAAUAUUAUUAGGAACUUUGGUGACUUGAGGCUCAUGACCUUUUUAUUUUUUUGGGGGGCUCACGAGAUAAUGAAGUGAAGAAACCAAUUUAAACUUUUAAGCACUUGAUUCAGCUUGGCUUGUUUACAGUCAUUUUGGAGGAUGUUAUCGUCUACUUUAAAGCAUAUAAUCAAAUUCUGUCUAUUUAUAUA